Molecule: messenger RNA, 1124 nt
Organism: Archocentrus centrarchus (flier cichlid)
Lineage: Eukaryota; Metazoa; Chordata; Actinopteri; Cichliformes; Cichlidae
Gene: mrpl1
Product: mitochondrial ribosomal protein L1
Exons: 9
Coding region: 116-1075 (319 amino acids)
Source: RefSeq, a predicted model, not a curated record
UUUCACGAUAGGCAACGUAUCUAAAAGCGUCCAGUUUUUAAACGUGAUUGUGUUCUGAGGCGGAACGAUUUAUCCGGUACCUCUGUUUUCACACGGCCCAGUGGGAUUCCCAGACAUGGCAACCUGCACGCGUACUGUGUGGAAAGUUUUAGCAGGAUGUCAGAGGCAGCUACUGAGCACCAGCGGUCCUGCUUACUCAGGUGUAUCGCAGACUGUGCCGAGGAAUCUACCUGUCAGGACUUUUGCAGCUGUCAAGGCCCUAAAGAAAGACAAAAAAUGUGGUGCUGAAAAAGAGGUGAAGAAAGAGAAGAGGGUCAUCGAUGACAAAAACAGACAUAAGCCUUUCGGUAAGACGGCGUGGGCGCCUGUGGAUGACGUGUACGUGAUGAGGUUCUACCCGAGGACUCUGUACGACGCAGCGGACGCAGUCGACAUGCUGAAGAAAUUUCAGGCGUUGGACUUCACUCCCCACAAUCAGCCGGUUUACAUUGAUCUGAAGCUGGACAUGAAGCUGGAGAAAAAGAAAAAAGUCGACCCCUUCGUCAGCACUGUGCACUUACCGCACCCCUUCAAGACAGAGAUGAACAGAGUUUUAGUUUUUACAGAGGAUGCUAAUCAAGCCAGAGUUGCUCAGGAGAACGGAGCCGUGUUUGCUGGAGGAGUGGAGCUCAUACAGCCGAUCUUGGAUGAUGAGAUUUCAGCAGACUUCUAUGUGGCGGUUCCAGGCAUCCUGCCGAAGCUUUUACCUCUGAAAAACAAACUGAGGAAGAAGUUUCCAAAGAGCAACAGAGGCUCAGUCGGCAUCAACGUUCCCAAGAUGUUGGAGUUAUUUAAAUCAGGUCAUGAGUACCUGGUGGAGAGUGACUGCUAUGUUAGGACGCAGAUAGCUACGCUCGAUAUGCCCGGUGAACACAUCUUCGCCAAUCUGCAGACAGUCCUGGCUGAUGUUUGCUCGCACCGACCGGCCAGUAUGGGACCGUUCAUUGAGCGAGCGAUCAUCGCCAGCCACACCAGUGAGGCCAUUUUGUUCAAGAGCGAAGAUGUCGUACCGAAGCUCCCAGAAAAGGAGGAGUGAGGUUCAGAUUGUAUAUAUUCACUGUACUCAAUAAAGGUUUUGUUCUGUC